Medicago truncatula (barrel medic) is the source of this 2262-nucleotide messenger RNA. RefSeq names its product protein DETOXIFICATION 44, chloroplastic. Gene Ontology annotation, biological process: transmembrane transport. The coding region runs from base 5 to 1705 and encodes 566 amino acids. The record is from RefSeq and is a predicted model, not a curated record. Gene Ontology annotation, molecular function: xenobiotic transmembrane transporter activity; antiporter activity. Lineage: Eukaryota; Viridiplantae; Streptophyta; Magnoliopsida; Fabales; Fabaceae. The transcript is spliced from 12 exons. Gene Ontology annotation, cellular component: membrane.
AGAUAUGGUUUGUUUGGCUUUGCUUUACAAGCAAAACUCACAUACUAUGCUCCCUCCGAAAUUGAGAAUGGCGUCUUCUUCUUCUUCUUCUGCAUGUUUUCUUUGCAAUUUCCAUCACAUUCCCUCUUUAAAAUCCCCAACAUUGAAAUCUCCAUCUACACUAACCACAAACUUUCUUCCUCAUUGCUCUGCUCCUCUUCGACUUCGAGCUUCUCCUUCCAACAAAAAUCCCAUCACCACCACCACUGAUGAUGAUGAUGAUGAUGAUUAUCUUGAUCAAACACCACCCCCUAAACCUCCUUCUCUUCUUCCAAAUUUCAGAAAUGGUUGGUUUAAAUUUGAUGAACUUGGAAUGGAUAUGCUCUCCAUUGCCCUGCCAGCUGCUGUCGCCUUGGCAGCUGAUCCAAUUGCCUCCUUGAUCGACACAGCCUUCGUCGGUCACAUAGGGGCGGUUGAAUUAGCUGCAGUUGGGGUUUCAGCUUCUGUGUUUAAUCUAGUGUCGAAAGUAUUCAAUGUUCCUUUACUUAAUAUCACUACAUCCUUUGUUGCCGAGGAACAAGCGCUAAUUGGAAAGGAGGAAGAAUCCGAGCAAGCUGAGGAAAAUGGAAAAUCCGAAAGAAAGAAGCUCCUUUCUUCGGUAUCAACUUCUUUAGUACUUGCUGCAGGUCUUGGAAUUGCUGAAACUGUAGCACUUUCACUUGGCUCUGGCCCUCUUAUGACUAUCCUGGGUAUAGCUGCUGACUCUCCAAUACGUGAACCUGCCGAACAUUUUCUUACAUUGAGGGCCUUUGGUGCUCUACCAAUUGUGAUUGCAUUAGCUGCACAAGGCACUUUUCGUGGAUUUAAGGAUACAAAGACACCUCUAUAUGCAGUUGGUGCUGGGAACUUUCUUGUUGUGAUAUUGGAUCCAAUAUUAAUAUUUCUCUGUGGUCUUGGCAUUAGUGGUGCUGCAAUUGCUACGGUGAUCUCUGAAUAUUUAAUAGCUUUCAUUCUUCUGUGGAAUUUGAGUGGCAAAGUUCUGCUAAUCCCUUUUGACUUUGAUGGGGCAAAGUUUUUCAGCUAUCUGAAAUCUGGUGGUCUGCUAAUUGCCAGGACUUUGGCUGUGUUUAUAACUAUGACACUGACAACAUCUUUGGCAGCUAACCAGGGCCCUAUACCUAUGGCAGGCCAUCAAAUUUGCAUGGAAGUUUGGUUGUCUAUAUCUUUGCUCACCGAUGCUCUAGCACUGGCUGGUCAGUCUCUUCUUGCCAGUAGUUACUCACUGGGAAAUUAUGAGCAAGCACGCCUCAUUAUAUAUAGAGUGAUACAGAUUGGUUUAGGAGCUGGAGUCGCUUUGUCGAUGAUCUUAUUUUUUGGGUUUGGACCAUUUUCUAGUUUAUUUAGCACAGACUCGGAGGUUUUGGAUGUUGCUCAGUCAGGUAUAUGGUUUGUUGCUGGAUCUCAACCAGUGAAUGCUUUGGCAUUUGUUAUUGAUGGGCUUUAUUAUGGGGUUUCGGACUUUGAGUACGCUGCUUACUCGAUGGUGCUAGUUGGACUAAUUUCCUCAGUUUUCAUGCUGGUGGCUGCUCCAGUAGUUGGACUUCCUGGAGUCUGGGCAGGAUUGUUUCUCUUCAUGGCGUUGCGUGUUCUAGCUGGAGUUUGGAGGUUGAGCAGCAAAAGUGGUCCAUGGGAUAUGAUCUGGUAUAAAGAUAGAGCAGAAGACUGAUUCUCAAGAGCUUCUCCAAUAUGAGGAUACUGAUAAGUUCUGCACUCUUUCCUACUUACCAAAUCCCCAUGCUCCUAAAGAGAAUCCAGUAGCAAUACAGGACUAUAAUAAAUUAUUAGAAUGUUGCAAAAAUUGCUGCAAACCAAAUGCUAAAAUCUUUCAAAGUAGAGAUUUUGAGAGGCUAAAUGAGCACACGGAUGGAGAAAAAUUGUUGAAUGACAGACGUGUAGCAUGAAAGUCAAGUCUGUUAACUUUCUGCCAUUUUUUGGAAAUUUGUUUUAUUAAGAGAUUGUCAGUUCAUUUGCAUAUUUUCAUUGCCAAAGGAAGCUGCAUCUUAGAGUUGAGAUCUUGUACUGGUAUAGUCUACAUAAAAAGUCUGUUUCUAGGAAAAACUCAUUAUUGUCGGUGUAAUCUUCACUAACCAAUUGGUAAAAGGUCUUAGUUUCUUUUAUUUUGGUAUAGUAAAUAUAAACGAGUAGCUUCGGAUACUGAAAGUGUCUGUAAAUGAAUAUCGAAAUAUGUUAAUUUCUUCACAAAUCAUCCCUUUGUCUUUAUAA